UUUAACGAGAUAUUUCCAAAUAUUUAGAAUCAAAACACGCAAAUAAAACAUGCUACUUAUAUUGAAAUUUGUGUUAAUAAUUAUAUUAAAUGUAACGUACGAGUCUAUCACGCAAGAUAGCGAAAUAUUAUUGCUGCCGGCAUUGAACCCGACAGGCAUGAAUGAGAUACCAUUAACUUUGAAAGUUUUCGGAAAAUUGAUUCAGUUGAAUCUGCGUAGAGACGAUCAGACUGUAUUGCCUGCGUCUAAUGUAUGGAAAUAUAAUGCAAAAAGCAUUGCUGAAAAUUUUUCGCAGUCAAAAGCAUCGAUCUCUUGCUUUUAUCUUCACGAAGAUCAUGUCAGCUUUGCGGCCAUCAACUUUUGUCAAGGAAAUGGAUUGGAAGGACUCGUUUUUGUGGAAAACGUCACAUUAGAGAUUCGGCCUUUGCGGAACGACUUUGCGCUUCCGUCCAUAAUCGAUGACUUUUGCGUUAAAGAACAAAUUAAUGUUUCAUUUGGCAAAUUUCAUCUUAUUAAAACGUCAGUGCUAUCUUUUAAUGGUUUAAAUCUAAAUCAUUGGAACAACUUUAAACCGAAGCGACGUCGCGUACGAAGUACACAAGAAAAGAUAACCAUAGAGCUGGCAGUUUUUUUCGACGAAGCAGCAUAUCGCACAUUUAUGCCUCUUCUGGACAACAAUAAGGAAAAAAUACGCUAUAUGAUAUUAGCGUAUGUGAAUCGUAUUCAGGCUAUAUUCCAUCAUUCGAGUUUGGGUGUUUCUAUACCAUUAACUCUCAAAGUUUUCGGAAAAUUGAUUCAGUUGAAUCUGCGUAGAGACGAUCAAAUGGUAUUAUAUGCGUUUGAAGUAUGGAAAUAUAAUGCCAACGACGUUGCAGAAAAUUUUGCGCAGUUAAAAGCAUCGAAUUCUUGCUUUUAUCUUCACGAAGAUCAUGUUAGCUUUGCGGCCAUCAACUUUUGUCAAGGAAAUGGAUUGGCUAUUCUCCAUCAUCCGAGUUUGGGUGUCUCUUUCGAUAUUUCGUUGAGACGUUUGGAGUUCAUGGAAAAACAACCGAUAAAUUUACCAGCUACCAGCAGCAACCAUAAGAAGCUGCUGCAUUUGUUCUGCAAUUAUGCGGAAGUUCGCAAGCCUCCGAACAAAAAUGAUCCCCGUUACUGGGACAUUAGCCUUUACCUAACAGGAUUAGAACUUAAUAAACGUUUGGAGAACGAUUCUAAUAUUUAUAACGUUCUGGGAUCAUCCUACACCGGUGGCUUAUGCGAGAAGAAUUUUUCAUGCUCGAUCGCAAGGUUUCGUGCUACUGAAAUCGUAUCUUCGGGUUUAAAAUCAUCUUCUACAGGUGCCCAUGAAAUUGGUCACGUGUAA
Molecule: messenger RNA, 1363 nt
Organism: Linepithema humile (Argentine ant)
Lineage: Eukaryota; Metazoa; Arthropoda; Insecta; Hymenoptera; Formicidae
Source: RefSeq, a predicted model, not a curated record